Molecule: messenger RNA, 4056 nt
Organism: Ostrinia nubilalis (European corn borer)
Lineage: Eukaryota; Metazoa; Arthropoda; Insecta; Lepidoptera; Crambidae
Gene: MICAL-like
Product: MICAL-like protein 1
Exons: 13
Coding region: 216-3695 (1159 amino acids)
Molecular function (GO): protein binding
Source: RefSeq, a predicted model, not a curated record
CACAAAGUUUUACUCAACAAUUCUAAUUUUGCACAAAAACUUUGCAUUUGUACAGUUUUGUUUAUUUAACAUAAUAGUUAAUAGUGCAGUUUCGCACAAAACAAACUAUGACAUAUUCUCGGUGAAAAAGCAUUUUAUGAGUCACCUAACGCAGUUAAAUGAUGACCGAUUAUUAUUCUACUCAAUCGUAUUUUUAAUCUAAAAAAACUAAUAAAAUGUCUGAAAGAAAAGGAACUAAAGCUUUAGAACUGUGGUGUAAGCGUCUAGUGCGGGAUUGUCCAAAUGUUCAAAUAGAUAAUAUGACCACAUCGUGGAGGAAUGGCAUUGCAUUUUGUGCAUUAGUCCACCACUUUCGUCCUGACCUAAUUGAUAUGUCAUCAUUAAAACCAGAAAAUAUCUAUGAAAAUAAUCAGUUGGCAUUUAAUGUGGCUGAGAAACAUUUGGGUAUCCCUGCUUUGCUUGAUCCCGAAGAUAUGGUUGAGAAUGAUGUCCCAGACAGGUUAUCAAUACUGACUUAUUUGUCUCAAUUUUAUCAGAGAUUAGGCCACACAGUAAAUACAAAGGCAUCAUCUGAAGUUGAACCUAAAUCAUCUUCAGCUUCAAACUCAACUCCACUCAAAUUUGGCAAAUCUGGACUUGACAAAUGUGCUGCAUGCGGCCUGCCUGUCUACCUGGCACAACGCCUUAUAGUAUCACACAAACUCUACCAUAGAAGAUGUUUUCGAUGUUCCAAAUGCUCUGGGCACCUCAACCCAAAGAACUUUGAGAUCACUGAUGGAUCUGAAUUUACUUGUGAUAGCUGUAAAAAUGAAAAGACAUUGUCUAAAUUCUUCAAUAAUAAUGACCACGAUCAAAUGGGAAUGCUUGCAUUUAGUGAUGACUUAAGGAAAACCCCGGAGGUUCCUAAAGAGGAGUCAAUUAAUGUUAAAAUUAAGACAAGACCUUUGUCAAUUUUAGAAAAAAUAAACAUGUUCGAGAAAAACUCAGAAAAAGAUGUAGUUACAGAUAAAAUAGCAAAUAUUUCUUUAAAAGAUAACACAAUUAGUAAACCUAGAGAAUUAAGUGCACCAACUAUAGUUAGUCUUGCUAAAGAGUCAAGUGGUGAAGGGCACUCUCAAACAGAAGCUGAUUCAAAACAAACUCAAGAAAACAUAGCUAUUGUCGAACACCGGCAUUCAUUACCAGACUUGCCAACUAAAGUGUACAAAAGUAACGUCAACAAAUUUAACUUCUUACAAACACAAUUGGCAGAUGAUAAACUAGAUGACAAAACCACUCCAGAAAACUUAGACACACCUAAACAAGAUCAAAAUAUUGAAAGUAUUAGUAGUAACAUAGUUAAAAAUGAAAUCUCUGAAAAAGAAACAAACAGUAAUUUGAGUAUAAAUAAAGAAGAGAGUAACAUAACUGAUGACAUCAGAUUAGGUAUAGGACACAACUCAUCAAAUCCAGACAAUACUCGAUUAGAAAAUAAUGAAGUAGUUAAAAAUGAACUAGAACAGGAAGUAAGUAUAAGUGUGCCUCCAAGACGGAAGAAGCAAUUGUCAUCUCCUGAUAGGGUUGUUCCGAAAAUAGUUGAAAAAGAAGAUAAGAAACCUGAUGUAAAGAUGUAUCCUGAUCACUUAAAUCCAUUUUCAGAUGAUGAAGAAGAUGAGGAUGAAGUUAAAGAGCUAUCUAAAAAAGCAAGCACCAAUCCAUUUGGCAGUGAUGAUGAAGAUGAUGAUGUUCCGCCCAUAACAAAUCAGCCUAAAGCAUCAAGUAAUGAAAAUCAAGCAACACCUGUAAAACGGCUAAUAAAAGCUUACAAUCCAUUCUGGUCUGAUGGUGAAGAGCCAUCAACUGAUGAUGAAGAGCCUCAUGAACAAAGUUCGUCAAGCUCGAAGAUGUACAAGUCUUCGAUCGCGACGAGCACGCCGAACCUGCCGUCGAGCGCGCCUCGCCGCAAGAAGGCGAAGGCGCCGCCGCCGCCGGUCAUCACGGUCACCGAGACGCCGCGCCUGCAGCCCUGCACCUCCAUGGAUGACGUCGUCAGCAUCUCAUCCCUCAGCUCCUUCAACUCCACCAUUCAUUCCGAUCAGAAAUCAAUAGGCGUAUCGACACCUCGAAUGAAGAAAAAGAGACCUGCGCCCACGCCUCCGGACAGUCUAUCCACUGUCUCUGGCUUUGGUUCUCUGGAGAAAGGCGUCGAUUCUUCGGGGUUACGCAGCAAUGCCUCUGAUGGGGGUCGUCGAUCAGCAAAAGGUCCAGCGCCAGGUCUUCCACUGCCGGAGCGGCGAGAAGUAAAGCUAGCCAUGUCGCCCGAAGAGCUGCAGGUGCAGUUAGACCUGCUGGAGACACAACAGCUGGGCCUGGAGCGGCAGGGCGUGCUCAUCGAGCAGAUGAUCCGCGACAAGUGUGAGGGUGACGAGCCAUCUACUGUGCCACAAGAGGAAGUGGAAGAUUUAGUAAUACAGCUCUGUGAACUAGUCAACGAGAAGAAUGACUUGUUCAGGAAGCAGACUGAACUGAUGUAUAUACGACGACAGCAGCGGUUGGAACAAGAGCAGGCUGACAUUGAGCACGAAAUCAGGAUUAUACAAUCUCGGCCGGCCGUCAACCGCAUCGACGCUGAUAAGGCGCGCGAGGAGCAGCUGGUGGCGCGCCUGGUGGAGAUGGUGCGGCUGCGCGACGAGCUGGUGCAGCAGCUGGACGCCGAGCGCCGCCGCGAGCGCCAGGAGGACCUCGCCAUCGCCGCCUCCAUCGCCAGCAAGCGCGGUCAGUAUGCUGUCCACACUACAGGCCGCGACGCUGGUGCAGCAGCUGGACGCCGAGCGCCGCCGCGAGCGCCAGGAGGACCUCGCCAUCGCCGCCUCCAUCGCCAGCAAGCGCGGUCAGUAUGCUGUCCACACUACAGGCCGCGACGCUGGUGCAGCAGCUGGACGCCGAGCGCCGCCGCGAGCGCCAGGAGGACCUCGCCAUCGCCGCCUCCAUCGCCAGCAAGCGCGGUCAGUAUGCUGUCCACACUACAGGCCGCGACGCUGGUGCAGCAGCUGGACGCCGAGCGCCGCCGCGAGCGCCAGGAGGACCUCGCCAUCGCCGCCUCCAUCGCCAGCAAGCGCGGUCAGUAUGCUGUCCACACUACAGGCCGCGACGCUGGUGCAGCAGCUGGACGCCGAGCGCCGCCGCGAGCGCCAGGAGGACCUCGCCAUCGCCGCCUCCAUCGCCAGCAAGCGCGGUCAGUAUGCUGUCCACACUACAGGCCGCGACGCUGGUGCAGCAGCUGGACGCCGAGCGCCGCCGCGAGCGCCAGGAGGACCUCGCCAUCGCCGCCUCCAUCGCCAGCAAGCGCGGUCAGUAUGCUGUCCACACUACAGGCCGCGACGCUGGUGCAGCAGCUGGACGCCGAGCGCCGCCGCGAGCGCCAGGAGGACCUCGCCAUCGCCGCCUCCAUCGCCAGCAAGCGCGGUCAGUAUGCUGUCCACACUACAGGCCGCGACGCUGGUGCAGCAGCUGGACGCCGAGCGCCGCCGCGAGCGCCAGGAGGACCUCGCCAUCGCCGCCUCCAUCGCCAGCAAGCGCGGUCAGUAUGCUGUCCACACUACAGGCCGCGACGCUGGUGCAGCAGCUGGACGCCGAGCGCCGCCGCGAGCGCCAGGAGGACCUCGCCAUCGCCGCCUCCAUCGGUCAAUAUGAUGUCAACACCACAGAUGCAGUAGGGCUGGUAAAAUGCCACGGGCCCCCGACCCCAGGGGUCCUAGUCUAAGUCCCUAAUCGCACCGGUUCCGGGGCCACGGACAGGCCGCGAGAUGAUUCACAUUACGCAAUUCCAUUAAAAGUUCAAAACUAUCCGAUUCCAAGCAUAAGCUUUGAUUAGUAGAAUAAAAAUAUUAACAGGCAGUAACUAUGACUGAGAUCAGGAUCGUGUUUCGGCAAGUGUUGUUUAAUUAUAAGAACCGAACCCAGAUUCACUCUGUCAAAGAAGAGAAAAAAGUGUCUCUUUUGUUGUUGUUGUUGUCAUUAAAUAUUUAUUGUGAUCCAUGUAUCUUAUUAAUACAUUAAUGUCUUUAUUUAUCUUCA